AGAGCAAUUUUUUCCUCUUUGUUGAUACAGUUAAUGUUGGCUUUUCUGUCUACCGACAAAUCAAAAUAUGCUAUGCUCUGUGCUCGGCUAUUUACUAAAUCACAACAUGAUACUAAUGAUUCAGCGUGCUGCACUUUGACUUCCUGAAUUGAACCAAAAUAAAAAGAGCAAUGUAUACACGCAGAAUACGUUCAACUCGUUUCAAGAAUAAUGGGCAGUGCUUCAAAGUUCUUGUCAAUAACGCAAAACGGCUUGUUUCACAAGAUGCAAAAUCACCGAGUGAAACACCGAACCGACUUCACGACAACGAAACUGAAGGCACAAAAAUUCAAACGAUAAAGCUGUUUUCACAUUCAAGAAAUUCGCUUUUUAGAAAUCAGGCGUCUAGAGAUUUGAAAAGGUUUCUGGAGGAGGUUGGAACAGAUCCAAAAGAAGCUCGGUAUUGGCUAAGACACUUUCAAGAACUUGAAAUGAAAACAGAAAAACCAUUUGCUGUUGUUCAGAUAGAUUCYAGUGUUUUCAAUGACGAAAAAAUGCUUGAAAGAGUGGCCUCAAGUUUGGCAUUUUUAUAUCGUAAUGGUAUGGAAGCAGUAGUAAUCCAUGGAGUUCCUGGAUCAAGUUAUGGAAUACUAGAUAAGAAAACAAAGCAUCAGUUAAUAGAGGAAAAUAUCAAACUUGUUGACUUGCUUGAGAAGAAUGAUGUCCGCGCAAGACCUUUUCUCUGUUCAAGCCAYAUGAUAUCUGUCCGAACAACAGCAAACAAUUUAACAGACUUAGGGAUUGACGAUGCUGAUGUCAAGUAUAUAAACUGGUGUUUAAGUUCUGGUCACAUUCCUGUAAUGGCAGCAAUAGGAGAGACAGAAGAUGGUCAAGUUGUUUAUACAGAUGCAACUAGCACUACUGUGAAAAUAGCAGGCAUUCUGAAACCAACCAAAGUGAUUUUUCUUAACACCACAGGGGCUCUGAAAGACAGCAAAGGAAAGGUUAUAGAUUGUGUUAGUCUUCCUCAAGAUGUUGAUGCUGUUAUACAAGAGCAAUGGAUGGAUGAGUCAUCAUUGCACAUGGUUAAAUUAAUAACUGAUUUGAUUCCUGAAAUGCCUCCACACACUUCAGCAGUUAUAACUAGUGCAGACAGCCUUAUCAAAGAACUCUUCACACAUUGCGGGUCUGGAACUCUUUUUCAGUCUGCUGAACCUAUAAAUGUUCAUCAUUCAUUAGAGGGUGUUGAUGAAGAGAAAUUGUGGGAGCUCUUAGUUAAGUCAUUUAACCAAUCACUAGAUAAAGACUACUUCUCAAGUCUGGGGAAAAACCUUCAUAGUUUGUAUAUUACUGAAAGCUAUACUGCUGCAGCAAUUAUUGUAACACCAGAGGAAACCUGUGGUAUCCCAUACUUGGAUAAGUUUAGCAUUAGUAAACAAAGUCAAGGACUAGGCACCAGYAAUUUACUGUGGGARAAAAUCACACAGGACUUUCCCCARCUUUGUUGGAGAUCAAGAGGAACCAAUCGAAUCAAUCCAUGGUAUUUUGUGAGGUCGACUGGUAGUUGUCAAAAAGGAAAUUGGACUGUAUUUUGGUAUGGAAUAUCUGAUCCACAUAUCACACAUCAGAUCACUCAGUAUACCUGUAGUCUACCUUCAUCUUUUGAUCCCAUUGCUCCUCAUGAUGAACAAAGAAAAAAACGUAUUUCUACAAGUGAAUACCACAAGUAUUUGUGACAUUCUUCAAUCCUGACAUUAUAAAUUCUUCUUCAUUGAAAAAAAUUAAACCAGAGUUAUGUUUUUAAUAAAGUAUUGCUUUUUACAUAA
Molecule: messenger RNA, 1805 nt
Organism: Exaiptasia diaphana
Lineage: Eukaryota; Metazoa; Cnidaria; Anthozoa; Actiniaria; Aiptasiidae
Product: N-acetylglutamate synthase, mitochondrial
Exons: 13
Coding region: 171-1715 (514 amino acids)
Biological process (GO): L-arginine biosynthetic process
Cellular component (GO): mitochondrial matrix
Molecular function (GO): arginine binding; L-glutamate N-acetyltransferase activity, acting on acetyl-CoA as donor
Source: RefSeq, a predicted model, not a curated record